CAGGUAAAAUUUCGUGGAGAACUUACGCCACGAAUAGAAAAAGAUAUUCACUGUUGCCUCGCCGUUAUUCAGUCAUUGAAAGACUUUCUGUGCUCAUUUUCAGUAUGGCGGAGAAUAUUUAACGUACUAUUUUAAAGGUAUGUGUAACAUUAAUUAGUACACCUCUGGGAAAUUACGCUGCAAAAACUGAAUGGAAUAGAUUAUAAGGGAAGAAAAGUAGCAGUAUUAUUGGAGUGGAGUAUUAUACACAAACCAUGUCAUUUUCAUUGGAAAUGCUCACCAAAGCAGCGGACUUGGUAGAAACGCAAGAAAAACAAAAGAGAUUAUUGGAAUCACCAAACCCGUUGUCUGAAACAAGAAAACCAUCAAGUAACAUAAGCGAAACAAAUUCGGAAGACAUUGGACGUAACGGUACAAAAGAAAGAACAAUAAACGGAACAGGAGAAAAUCACCACCAAGGACACAUGUUACAAAACGGAAGACUACAUGACAAUACAAAGCAUUCUCCUGGUACUGGCAGCAAUUUAACGAAAACUGUUAAUAACCAUGACAGGCAUGCGAGCGAAGACGAAUUAAGAAAUCGAACGGAGAAUAGUCAACAGGUUGUUGCUGAUCCGUCGAGUAUACCAGAAUCUGCACAAUAUCUACUUUAUCAACAGAGACUUGCAGAACGCGCUAACGGAAUAGACUCACAGAAAGUGGACUUAAAACACAGACCGUCUGACGAAAGGCCGAGAACACUGCACUCGCCAGAACGCUACCACCCUGCAGAACGCAGGUCGGCAUCGCCUGUCACCGACAGAGGUGGCGAAACAAACGCUUCGACGAAGCCAAUGGUGUUGCUGCAACCUCCCACCGCAGCCAACUUUUCCAGCGUCGGGUCAACGCAUCCAGCACAACUUUCAAAUCCAGUACUGCAUGCUGCAGCGGCUACGAUGCAUCAUCACCCGUAUAUGUACUCGAUGAUGUAUCCCACUGGAGUACCACUGGAUCCAGCGCUUGGAGGGGCGUUCGCAAGAGUACCUGGAGCUGGUCUGAAAGAAGGCGAAGGACCAACAUCUUCUCCAAACGCAUCUCCGAAUGCAAGUUUGUCUGCUGCAACAGCUGCGGGAAUGCAUUUUCCGGCUGGGUUAAUGUACCCACUUGCGGCUAACCAAGCACUUUUAAUGGGAACCAGGGCGCCCGGGAGUAUUUCUGACAUUUCUCCGUUACUUCUUGCACAACCGUCGGCGGCAUAUCCAGGUCAUGCUGGCGUUGCACCAAAUUUUUUGAUGGAAUAUAAACGAUUACUAGAAGGCUUACAAUUCCCUGCCGCCACGUAUCCUAUCCAGUCACAAUUUAGUGAACAGUACAUUAGAGCCCUAAUGGGACAAGGUAUUGAUUGUUCGAAAGAAGCAUUGGCUUUGAGCGCGAUUCCGGGUAGAUUACCACAAGGAAUGCCUCUAGCUGCUCUGCAGGGGCAACCUGGGGUUACCGAGCUGAUGCGUUAUCAAGAGCAAUUGAACUCCGCAAUGGGAAUUUUACGGCCUCAAGAUGGGAUGUCGCCUCGUGCCGCAUCGCCUUACGCUAGCAAAAGACGGACAGAGUCGCCAGUGCUUCCGAACGGCAAUAAGAUUGCCACAUCGUCAUACCCUUAUCACGUGGCUUCACUCGCACAGCCCACUAUAAAUAACCUAAGCUAUGCUCGUCCCCACGCUCGUUCACCGGCAUCUGUGUUUUCCCAAGGCCACCGGUCACGGUCACCACAAUCGGAAACAAGGAAACCGGAACCUGAGCGAUCCGUUUACAGAAACCACUCACGCGAUCUGGAUCGAGAAGUCAACAACGCCACCAAAGAUCUGGCAUCGACUUCUGCCUCAAUUAAUCAGAGCAGAAACAGCAGUGAACACGUUGCUCAUUCAUAUUCUGUUACUGAUGUCACGGGGAGAAAGAUACAAUUACCGGCAUUUUAUUCGGGCGGCGCGUCGGUCCACGUACCACAUGGCUAUCCUGUCGGAAUGGCCGUUCAUCAUCCAGGAGAUGAGAGAUCUUCUCCAUCACCUCAUUCUCGUGCAAGUGACGAACGGAGUUAUCAUCGGCCAUCAAGAGAGAGGUCUCCUGGAGGUGAUCACCUACCAAAUAAGAGGCGAUCUCUCGACACCCAAUACAGGCAUAGCCCGGCAUUAAAUGAUCGGCAUCACAGUCGCCCAGAAUCACCGACCACUAACGGACAAAUUCCAGCAGUGAGACAUUCCCUUGUAAAUGGAAGUGUUGAAGUGGCCGCGGAACUAGACAAAGUUCGCUCGCAUUUGAUGCGUCCAAUAGGACAUGUUGGUACACCCAAUCAAUCUGGGCUAGCCGAAGGGCGUGAGCAGGGAAGUAGCAGUCCCGCGACCACGAAUCCGUACCAUCUGCCCCCGUAUCUCGCCCCUCAGUUUAUAAUGCCACACUACGCCCAAGCACUAGCAGGCGCUGCCAAAGGGUCGGAUUUGGCAGCAUUGUAUAAAGCUAGCGAGAACGGAGCCGAUUAUUCAAGAUUGUCCAGACUUCCAUUUGGUAUGGCGUUGUUGCCCCAACCACAGCAACAUUUACUAGCGUCUGGACGAUCACCUCACGUGCUUCAACAGGAAUACGCUGCUGCCGCAUUGAAGACCCAGUCAUACUUGGCUUCGCAAGCAGCAGCUAAAGAAAGUGGAAAAUCAAGUCCAGCCAAUAUCAGAGAAAAGCACCAUUCUUUAUCUCAGUCCAUUCACCCAAGUCUAUUGACACAGGAACCUUCUCGAGCUUUGUCUCCUGCAAAACAAGGACUAAAACCGAAACAUUCACCAAGCCCACAGUUUUCAAAAAGCCAGCAUCACCAACUCAUGACAGAUUCACAUUCUCCACCCGGUGUUAGUAUCAGCAGCGCUAAUGCUAGUUCUGAUGGACGCCGAUACAUGUCGCCUCGUCCCGAACGACGUGACACGUCCCCAAAACCCGUGGCAUCCAAUAAACCGUAUAGGCCGAACCCGAUGUUACGGGACUUGGAGCGAAGCAGGAAAAGGAAACUACUUGAGGAAGAAAUAGCGAUGGGGGAGGAAGCGAGUAAUUUUCGUCAAGGAAAGCAGCAACAACUUAUACAGCAGAGACAGGAUCAAAGAGAGCAGUUGCCAAAAGACGCAAAGAAAGAUCCAAAAAGGCGAAAACAACUCAUUACUGAUGGUGACCCAGAUAUCGAGGAACACUUUCGUCGUUCGUUGGGGAAAGAUUACAAGGAGACUUCGAACAAAGUCAGCAUCACUGGUACUGUGGAUGAUCAUUUCAAAAAAGCGCUCGGUGUUGGUGUUUGGGACAAGCUUCAAACACCACCAUCAACGACGCCAAUAAAAGCUGAACAGCGAGAGGUCGUUGUUCCUCACUCAUCUCCUGCAUUACCAUCGUAUUCCGUUGCAGUCGCUGCAGGAACAGUUCGUGGAUACCCAGCGUAUGCCGAAAGCAAGGAAGCCCUACGAAUGUACGAUCCUGCUUAUUUAGCCAGUAGGGAGCGAUAUCAUAUACAAAGCAUGGCAAAUCAACAGCGACGGACUGAAAAAUCUCCUCCAAGGGCACCCGGUUCCACUGUAUUAUAUCCACCGAAUCCACCACCCGUGGGUCCAGCAAAACAAAGGGUAAAAGCUAAGGCAGUUUUCCCGGAGGCUGCGUCUUUAGGGUCGGAUAUGAACAACCGGUCAGCGCGAGCAACUUCGCUAGGAAGUAAAGGAUCGUCGCGUAGUGUUAGUGGAAGCAGUGCGGAAAGCUUACCUGCUGCUUUAUGUAAGAGCCCGCCCACGUCAUCGCCCAUAAGCAGCUCUGCCGCUGAAGGGAUUCCUCGUGUUCCGUCUCGUGGUGUAUUGCAGAACGCCAUUCCUUUCACUUUCGCUCAAUCCGCUGGUCUACCAACAACGAUUGCCACACACGCACUACCGCCAGUGAUAUCAGUUAGCGGGGUAACCCAGCAAAAACCGACUUCUCCUAUUUCACCUCGUACCGGUGUCGUGGAGGAGCAGUCUCGAAGUCCGCCAGCUCAAAAAUGCUCGGCUGCACCAGUUUCUGGAACAAAAGAACCGACGGAGCGGCAACCAGUUGAAAACGGAAAGCCAACAACGUGAAUCUUCGACUUCAAUAAAUAUGAAAAAGCACCGUGCCAGGCUGCCGUUCGGCGAUAUGGAGAGGGCAAGUAUGGUGGCGCACCUAUCACAAAACAUGCAACCCCAAAGUGCAUACAAUGGUGACCGACGCCCAAAAUGACAUUCUUUGUCCAGAUCGUUCUUAGUGUUAAGAAACAUUAACCUUCAAAAUAUCAAAAUAAACAUGACCUGUAUUAUGCUGAACUUGAAUCAAUGACGUUGAAUCUGCUUGAUGAUCACUUUUCUUUUGAAGCGUUCAUUGGAAACAGGAUCAAGAUUAUAUUUCUUUAUCGUGUCAUCAGCAUUGUAAUUAAUAAUGUUAGCAUUCCAUCAGUUAUUUGAGGUUUUGUCAAACUGACUUUUUUAUCAAUUACUCUGUGUUCUGCAUUCUAGUGACUGAAAUGAUAACACAGCACUAUUGUCAUAUUCUAUUUUUGUCAAAAUUCUAUACAAUCAUUUAAUUUUUUUUAAAUAUAUCAUUUGAAAUGUGUGCUAACAACAUAGAGUUUAUUCUUAGAUCAUGUUUGGAUGAGAAAAUGAAGUCAAUAUAAUUUUAGUUUCAGUUUUCAUAUUCAAUUUUGCAUUUACAAUUUUUGGUCAAGAGAAUCCGUUAUGAAAAUUUUCCCUAGUCCUAAGCCAGCUCUACUACUAAACCUUACAUCUACAAUUGAAUUUAUUAGAAUAUUAUAUUUUAUAUAUAUCAUGAUUGAAUGCUCCACCUAGGAACUCAUUUCGUUAGAUUUAUUUGAAAAUAAAACAUUAUGCCAUACUAUAUUGGUCCAGUGUGUGUACUCUCUUAAAAACAGGUUGAAGAACAUAAAACAUUUUUCUGAAGGGAUUGCAAAGCUUUGUGUGGUUUCUCCUGGUAGGCUCAACCAAUAUUUGCAACAGUGCCCUCACAUGAUCUUUGAGUAAACUUAUUGUUUGGUAAUAAAUAUGUGCCAUUAUUUUCUUUUCAAUUUUGGUAACUAAAUUUAUAAUUAAGACUAAUUGAAUGGCUACAAAUCUACUAUUAUCCCGAAUAUGGUAGAAUGUGUUCUUCGCUGUAUUAUUUCUGAUAUAACUAUAUGUUUUAUUAAUUAUUAGUAUUAUUAUUUAGGGGUUUUUGCUUGAUCACUUAACCCAUUUGUCAUAUUUUCCUUGAUUAUUUUUUCUCUAAUUCUGGACUGAAAAUCGGCCCAAAACUUGGGUGGCGUCAUUCAUGGGUAUUUUUUUAAUGCUUUUUUUUCUAUUUCCAUGAAAAUUCAAAAUUUCUUAGUGGGGUCAUAUGCUUUGAGAGCUGAUUUUUGUGUUGCUUAGGAAUUUUCCAUCGAAAAGAUGAUUGUUUCAUAUCAGCUCAUCCUUGACUACAGCAGAUGACGUGUGCCUAUGCUGUAGCUGUAGUGUUAUGAGCUGACUGAUGAAAACAACGAUCAUUUCCUGAGUGAACGCUUUCUUUCAUCAUGUAGUAGUGUGGCCGUUGUCGUUUUUCUUUCAUUUAUUAUUUUUGUUGCAAGACUGUGCCUUUUCUCUGAACACUAACUGCAAUUAAAUUCAAAAAUGAA
Molecule: messenger RNA, 5668 nt
Organism: Styela clava
Lineage: Eukaryota; Metazoa; Chordata; Ascidiacea; Stolidobranchia; Styelidae
Biological process (GO): negative regulation of DNA-templated transcription
Molecular function (GO): transcription coactivator binding
Source: RefSeq, a predicted model, not a curated record